UCUAGUGUUCCGAAUGGUGGAGGCAGAAGAAGAUUAUCUGGAACAGUUACAGAUGUUGGUAUCCUACUUUUUGCGGCCUUUCAAGAUGGCGGCCAGCUCUCAGAAACCGCCAUGUUCUCACGAUGAGGUCAACUCAAUCUUCCUUAACAGUGAAACAGUGAUGUUCCUGCAUCAAAUUUUCCUGAAAGGUCUCACAUCUCGAAUGGAAAGUUGGCCGACUUUAGUUUUAGGUGACCUGUUUGAUAUGUUGUUACCGAUGUUGACAAUUUACCAAGAGUACGUUCGAAAUCAUCACUAUAGUCUUCAAGUCCUCGCGGAAUGCAAGCAGAGGGAAAAGUUCAAUGCGAUUCUCCAUCGUCUUGAAGAAAAAUCUACUUUACAGGGGCGAACUCUCGAAACCUUUCUCACUUAUCCCAUGCAUCAGAUUCCUCGCUAUAUUAUUACCCUGCACGAGCUUCUAGCUCACACCCCGCACAAUCACGUGGAGAGGAAGAGUUUGGAAACUGCUCGUACCAAACUAGAAGAACUGUCUAGGCAAAUGCACGAUGAAGUAAGUGAAACGGAAAACAUUCGGAAGAAUCUGGCGAUUGAGAGAAUGAUAACUGGAGGUUGUGACAUUUUGCUAGAUGUCAACCAGGUAUUUAUUAGACAAGGAAGUGUUAUUCGCAAUCUUGGGACUGACAAAUCCCGACUGCAGCGCCCUCGAGUUAGAGAAUGCGUUCAGCAGUGUUAUCUCUUCACCAAUCACAUUUUGUUGUGUACCAGAACAUCAGCCGGAAAAUUACACUUGGUAGAGGGCUCUCUUAGUUCUGCUUCAAGCCAGUCUAGUGGUCUCAGCGAAAUUAGCAGUGUGGCGGCAUCUAGUGGUGCUGGUGGGCAGAAAGAUUAUGGUGGACUGGAUUUCAAGAUUAUUGUGGAUAUUAAGAACGGCCCGCCGGUCACCAUUCACCUGGUAGCUCCAACAAUGCAAGAGAAAGCGGCAUGGACCAGCGAUAUCAGUCAGUGUAUUGACAACGUACAUUUCAACGAUUUGUUUCAUGGAACGAUGAGUGACUCUUCGUCAGUGACUAUGCCCCAUUCUAUAAGAAAUGAUCCUCGACUUUUUAAAGAUGAUGCAGACAUCCGUUUUAGCCGUACUCUGAACUCGUGCAAGUUACCACAGAUACGCUAUGCCAGUCCUGAAAGAUUGUUUGAGAGGUUGACUGACCUACGGUUCCUUAGCAUUGACUUUCUGAACACAUUUCUCCUUACGUAUCGAGUAUUCACUGAUGCUGUUACUGUGCUGAAAGCUCUUAAGAAGGUCCACUACAACCCUGAACUUCAGUUGAACAUGCUGGGAUCAUCACUACAGGACUCUACGGGUUCUUUAGAUGCCAUACCGGGAGACAGUGGACAGACGGAUCUUGGUGUAGUGUAUGCCGACUAUGAUUACACCAGACGUAUCAGUACUGCAAGCACAGUUUCUGAUGUCAGUGUAACAAGAGAGAGAGAGCUUAGCUUGUCAACUUCAGAUGCUUUGUUACAAAUCCAUCAGUCACAGCAACUUCAGGCCUUCCGAAAUCAGCAACAUUGGCGUCUUAGCUACAGGAAAUUUGAAGAAGAACAAAAAGAACAAAAUUUGAAACGCAUUCGUGAGACUUCACCAGUAUCACCUGGACCAGAACCUUUGACAAUCCCCAUUUUUCUCCCAUCAACCCCGGAACUCACUGUCAGAGCUGCACAACAAAAAUUAGAGAACGGCUCAGACGAGCAGCCUGAAGAAGAAGAAGAAGAGAUUGAGAGUGCUCUCUUAGCGAUUCCUGGAUCUUCCGUCCAAUCCUCCCACUCAUGUGAUACCCUAACCCCUGAAGUCAGUGGCCUCAGUACCCCCACAAACAUGAGCAGCACCACAAGUACGGCCACUCUGGUUGGUAGUAUUGGAAGUACAGAGUCUCCGAAAGUAAGCCCUACAAGAAAAGCUGCCCCACAACACAUUCCUGAACGAGCUCCACCAACCCGAACUCCCGAAGAUACGCCUCCUCAAACUCCUCCUUCCACAACUUCUUCUCCAGUUCGUUUUCAGCUGGAUAAACAACGGCAGAUCCCACCCCCGGUUUUGUCCAGCCAAUCAGCUCCAAAUGUUAUGACAUAUUUAAGAGUCAGGGGAGCGGUAGGGAAGCGAGGAAGCAGUGAAACUGAAAGUGGUAGCCCUUCAACUACUCCACGAAGUAGCUUUCAGACAGAAUCAACCAUACUCUCGACUCCAAGAAGCAGUUUCCAGUAUCCAGACUCUCCACAACAUAGCAGUAAAGCUGGUGUGGUGGUCACUUCAUCCCGGGCUUCAACUCGCAGAUCAAGCACUAGUUCGGCGGCGGCAGCUUUUGCUGCGGCCACAGCAGGCUCUAGUAAUCCACCAGAACCACCGUCUCAACCCCAGUCACGAGCUGGUAGCCGUCUUCCCAGUGCAGCUGGAGCUGAUUUGAAGAUCCCUAAAGCCAAGCGAGAGUCUAUGAUUAGUACAGCUGCUACCAUGAGAGUUUUGAAUGUUCUUCGUCACUGGGUAUCCAAACACUCCCAGGAUUUUGAAAAUGAUCCUAAGCUCCUGCAGUUGACAACUGAUUUUCUAGAGGAACUGGUUCACAACACAAAUUUGUUACCUGCCGAGCAUAAGGCAGCAGCUCAGAUAUUACAGAUGAUUACCAAACAAGAUCAAGACAAGACAACAAAAGUUGAACUGGAUGUUCUGCUGUCACCACCUGUGAUUCCAAGUAAGGAAACUAUAGAGACUUUAUCAGCUCUGGAACUGGCUGAAGGAAUGACUUUCUUGGAUCACCAGAUUUUUAUCUCCAUCAGGAGCGAGUAA
This is a messenger RNA of Limulus polyphemus (Atlantic horseshoe crab), 2842 nucleotides long. RefSeq names its product ras-specific guanine nucleotide-releasing factor 2-like. Gene Ontology annotation, biological process: small GTPase-mediated signal transduction. The annotation marks the transcript as partial. NCBI's taxonomy places the organism in Eukaryota, Metazoa, Arthropoda, Merostomata, Xiphosura, Limulidae. The transcript is spliced from 18 exons. Gene Ontology annotation, molecular function: guanyl-nucleotide exchange factor activity. The record is from RefSeq and is a predicted model, not a curated record.